AUGGCUCUGUCUAGUUGCCGUCUGUUGAGAGGCAAAACUGCCGCCAUCACGGGAGGCACAACUGGUAUCGGUCGUGCGAUUACUUUGGAAUACCUCAGACAGGGAGCCAAUGUCGCUGUAAAUCAUCUGGGCCUGCCCCAAGACGAGAAGCACCGACACAGUCUAUUAGAGGAGGCGGAAAGUAUCGCAAAAGCUGGCACCAAAGAUCAACCGACUGGCCAGCUGAUAGAGCUUGCUGGAGACGUCACCAACCCUAAGACAGGCAAAGCUCUUGUCAGUGCAGCAGUCAAGAAAUGGGGGGGACUUGACGUUUUUGUUGCCAAUGCAGGAAUUUUCAAAGCCGCGGAGUUUCUCACUCUGGAAAAGGAUGUCUUCGACAAAAGCAUGCAAGUCAACGUCAACGGUGCGUUCUACUCCUGCCAGGCGGCGGCCAACCAGAUGGUGAAGCAAGGACGCGGCGGAUCGAUCAUUGGAAUAUCGUCGAUCUCGGCCCUCGUCGGUGGCGGCCUACAAACACAUUACACACCCACAAAAGCCGCUGUAUUGUCCAUGAUACAGUCAAUGGCAAUUGCGUUGGCGAAAGACAAGGUUCGGUGUAAUGCAUUGUUGCCAGGCACGAUUCAUACACAACUGGCGGAGCCUGAUAUGCAGAACGAGGAAAAGCGCAAAUAUCUGCAGCAGCGCAUACCCAUGGGUGUUGGAAAGCCCCAAGAUUUGGCGGGGCCAGCAGUCUUCUUGGCCUGCCCGGAGCUGAGCGGAUUCAUGACGGGAUCUCAGGUGCUUGUUGACGGAGGAAUGUUUGUAAAUCUGCAGUAA
Colletotrichum gloeosporioides is the source of this 816-nucleotide messenger RNA. Its product is annotated as L-rhamnose-1-dehydrogenase. Gene Ontology annotation, molecular function: oxidoreductase activity, acting on the CH-OH group of donors, NAD or NADP as acceptor. The record is from RefSeq and is a predicted model, not a curated record. The transcript is spliced from 2 exons. The coding region runs from base 1 to 816 and encodes 271 amino acids. NCBI's taxonomy places the organism in Eukaryota, Fungi, Ascomycota, Sordariomycetes, Glomerellales, Glomerellaceae.